Molecule: messenger RNA, 924 nt
Organism: Agelaius phoeniceus (red-winged blackbird)
Lineage: Eukaryota; Metazoa; Chordata; Aves; Passeriformes; Icteridae
Gene: UPP2
Product: uridine phosphorylase 2
Biological process (GO): nucleotide catabolic process; uridine catabolic process
Cellular component (GO): cytoplasm; cytosol
Molecular function (GO): uridine phosphorylase activity
Source: RefSeq, a predicted model, not a curated record
AUGACUGAAACAACAGGUUACUCGGGGAGUGGGCUUGUCCUUGUUAAAAACCCACAUCUGGACCUGAUGGAGGAGGAUGUCCUGUACCACUUGGACUUGGGAACGAAGACGCACAACCUGCCAGCAAUGUUUGGGGACAUAAAGUUUGUCUGCGUCGGCGGCAGCCCCAACAGGAUGCGGGCGUUUGCGCAGUUCAUGCAGCGGGAGCUGGGGCUGGCGGCUGCCGGCGAGGACGUGGCUGACAUCUGCGCGGGGUCGGACCGCUACGCCAUGUACCGGGCAGGGCCCGUGCUCUCCAUCAGCCAUGGAAUGGGCAUCCCUUCCAUUUCCAUUAUGCUUCAUGAGCUGAUCAAACUGCUGCACCACGCAAAAUGCCGGGACGUUACUAUCAUACGCAUCGGUACUUCUGGGGGCUUAGGGAUCGAGGCUGGGUCUGUUGUGAUCACUGACAUGGCUGUGGACUCCUCCUUCCAGCCGCGUUUUGAGCAGGUGGUGCUGGACGAUGUGGUGGUGCGGAGCACCGAGCUGGACAAGGACCUUGCGGAGGAGCUGCUCGCCUGCAGCCGGGACAUUCCCGACUUCCCCACGCUCAUUGGCCACACCAUGUGCACCUACGACUUCUACGAAGGUCAGGGGAGAUUAGAUGGUGCAUUAUGCUCUUUUUCCAGUGAAAAAAAGUUGGAGUACUUAAGGAGGGCUUAUGAGGCCGGUGUGAGGAAUAUUGAGAUGGAGUCCAGUGCAUUCGCUGCCCUGUGUGGACUGUGUGGCCUCAAAGCCGCUGUCGUGUGCGUGACGCUCCUGGACCGGCUGCAGGGCGACCAGAUCCGGGCGUCCCACGAGGUGCUGUGGGAGUACCAGCAGCGGCCGCAGCGCCUGAUCGCCGCCUUCAUCCGCAAGCGCCUGGGGCUCACCCGCACGGACUGA